AUGAGUGAGGAUCAACCUGAAAGUACUCUGAAAGGACAGUUUAGGGUUGAAGAUGGUGAACUGAUAUUAUCUGAUAAUGAAAAUCAAGAUGAAAAGCCAGAUGACAGUCCUAACAGAUCAAAUUCGCGGAAAAGCCGCCGAAAGCAAACCUUUGAGAGACGCAAUAUCAAGAAAGUUAGGGAGGAUGUUCUCAGUGAGGAAGCUAAAGCAGCUCAAAAGGCAGAAAUGGAAAGAAGACAACGCCUUGGUAAUAAGGAGAAAGGAGACCAAGUUAGGUUUUCUAAUAUCGAUUUUCUCCUCAAUGAUUCUUCAACGUCUCCCAGUCUUUUGAAGUGUUCUGAUACUGACUUCGAAUCUGGACUACAGGAGCCUGCUCCCAUCUUAAAAAGAGAAAGGAAGUAUGAAUCUGAUGCUGAAGAAUGCAAUUCCUUGGAUAAUGGUUCGACUGUAGACAGUCAACAAAGUUCGGUUGAAGCAAUUGAAAAAGAUGCCAAGCAUUCUGUUUCUGAUACCUUUACUAAUGGAGAAAAACAAUCGCCUAUUGACAAUUCAUGCUCUGGUAAUGGAUCGGAACAGAAGCGAGUUGUUAGUUCCGCUUCUGCUGCACUUUUUGGCUCCACAUGGAGUGAUUUACAAUCUCUUCGCAUGGGUCAGUCACAAGAUGAUGCUAUUUUACUUGGCGAUUCUGAUGACGAACAGCAUCCUGAUUCAAAUGUGAUUGAGGUUAGUGACGGUGAAGAUGAACCAGAAGCGGAAGUUGAGGCGGAAAUUUGUGAAAUACAAGAUGCUGACAAUCUAGCGGAUAUUGAUGGCAAGAUUAUUAUCAACACAUCUCGUGAUCAAGAUGAGGAACCAGAAAUUGUCUUAUGCCCUCAAAUGGCUAGAGUCAUUAAACCACAUCAAGUUAGCGGUAUACGCUUUUUAUAUGAUAAUGUAGUUGAAAGUGUGAAACGAUUUCAGACAACUGAUGGAUUCGGCUGCAUUUUGGCUCACAGUAUGGGACUGGGUAAAACUAUUCAAAUUAUCGGAUUUCUCGAUAUUUUGUUCCGCUUCUGCCAAGCUCAAAGGGUUCUUGUUAUUGUCCCUAUCAAUACUAUCCAGAAUUGGCAAGCUGAAUUUGAGCUAUGGUUGCCAACUGACUUAUCAACUUGUACAACCAACAAAAAGUCGAAAUUUUUUCAACGCUUUACAGCCUCAAAAUGUGAUACAGAAUCAAAGUUACCUGCAUCUUUUUCUGAUCAUACAGAUUCUUCUAUUUGUGUUGAAUCAAAUGUCCCACUUACUAGUCCGAAUGAAACAGAUUCCAACUUUGAAGAACAGAUGUGGUGUUCUAUGUUUGAAAAGUAUAAAUGUGAAUCACGAAACGGUUUACAAGAUACAUUACAUGAAAAUAAUUUUGAAGAACCAAUGGACUCAAGCUUUUCUUCUGUUAGUAGUAGUAGCUUUCGACCUUUCAAGUUAUUCGUAGUUCGAGAUACAGUAAAAACAAUGAGUCAACGGCACCAGAUAAUUCAACAGUGGUUCGAAGAAGGUGGAGUUCUGUUAUUAGGUUAUGAAAUGUUCCGGUUACUCCUCAAUCAAAAGCGCAUGAAUCCUCCGCCAAUCUACACUACGAAGAUUGAUAUGCGAAUGUCUAAACGCCGAAAGAAAGAAAUGUGUAUUGAUAUUGAAAAGGAAGAAAAACGAGAAAAGAUGUGGGCAGAUUUCCAUACAGCACUUUUGGAUCCUGGUCCUCAGCUUGUUAUCUGUGAUGAAGGUCAUCGAAUCAAGAACAGUGAGGCUUCAAUUUCUAAAGCUUUGAAAGCGAUUAAAACACAUCGACGUGUUGUUCUCACAGGGUAUCCACUUCAAAAUAACCUAAUGGAGUAUUGGUGUAUGGUAGAUUUUGUUCGACCUAAUUAUCUUGGAACAAAACAAGAGUUUACAAAUAUGUUUCAACGACCCAUUGAAAAUGGUCAGUGUAUAGAUAGUACACCAGAGGAUCGUAAAGUUAUGCAAGGACGGGCACAUGUUCUACAUGAUUUAUUAUCUGGUUUUGUUCAACGACGUUCUCAUGCUGUCCUUAAGGCUAGUCUUCCACCGAAAACUGAAAUCGUCUUACUCAUUAAAUUAUCCCCAUUACAGCGUACACUUUAUGCAGCAUUUAUGCGAAGUCUUGGCUCUAAUGGUCCUCUUGGUUGGGCUCAGGUUAAUACACUGAAAACCUAUGCCAUGUGUUGUAAGAUAUGGAACCAUCCUGAUAUACUACGUCGUGCAAUGGAAGAGCAUAAAGAAGCCAUGGAUUUCGACAUUGAUGACUCAGCGGCGAAUAAUUCCAACACCACGAUGUCCUCUGCAGGUCGACCUUACCAACGGUCGAACAGUACCCAUUCAGCCAAUCAGAAUGAGCCACAAUCAUGGGUUGGUGGUGAUUCCAUUACCAUUUCACCAGAUAUAACAUCUGCUCAGAUAUCUACACCAGCAAACAGUUCCACAUACUCUACGUCUGAUUCGUCUUUGCCACUUCCGUAUAUGCCUCAGAAUCCUUCUUUCCCUGUUUCUACAACCAGCGGAACACCUAACACUGGACAGUUGAAUAUGAAUAAUUCAGGCUAUUUUUACAAUCAAACCUAUUCACAUCAAUCUAGUGUUGGCACAUAUGAUUGGGCUAGUGAUCAAGAAUUAUGGGGGGAGAACUUUCAAUCGGGUAAUGUUGAACAUAGUGGAAAAGUUUUACUCUUCUUGGAUAUCCUUAAAGGAAGCGUUCUAGCUGGUGACAAGUUAUUAGUUUUCACUCAAAGUUUAUACACUUUAGAUUUAUUAGAGCGUAUAUUACGUCAUUUACCCUUACCAGUUGUUGAUAAAUCUGAUGUAACUAAAAUGGAAUGUCCAACGAAACAGUUAGAAGAUAUUGGUAAAUCUGAGCUACCAAAUGAUUCCUGUAAUCAUGGAAAUUCAUAUGAUGAUAAUCAUCAUCAUAAUUCAUCAGAUAAAUUUAAUAAAUUGAUGUAUAAUUUCGAUGUGGAUCAAUUAAAACCAAAUAAAAUCGAUGAGACAGACGAUAAUGAUGAUGAGUCUAAAGAACACGAAGAACAAGAAGAAGAAACUCUACGAUCUUUACAUUAUAGGUUAUCAACACGACGAGGUCAUUGUGAUGAACCGACUGUUUGGACACGAAAUGUUCAUUAUUUCCGCUUAGAUGGUAGUACAAAUGCAAGUGAACGUGAAAAAUUGAUUAAUAAUUUUAAUGAUUCUAAUAAUCCAGCAAAACUGUUUCUCAUGUCAACUAGAGCCGGUUGUCUUGGUGUCAAUUUGAUUGGUGCAAAUCGUGUUGUUGUUUUUGAUGCUUCAUGGAAUCCAUGUCACGAUUGUCAAGCAGUUUGUCGCGUUUAUCGUUAUGGUCAAGUGAAACCGUGUUAUAUUUAUCGUCUUGUCUCGGAUAAUACAAUGGAGAAGAAAAUUUACGAUCGUCAAGUAACAAAACAAGGCGUGUCAGAUCGUGUUGUGGAUGAAUUGAAUCCAACGCAACAAUUUACUCGAUCACAAGUUGAAUUACUUAUGUCUUUUGAAGAUAAAGAUAUGGAGACGAUUACAAAUGAAGAUUUAAAAACAUGUGAAGAUAUCAUCCAACCAGAUCCAAUUCUCUCUGAUAUCCUAAAGAAACAUACAAAAUGGAUUACAAAGCGACCAUUCACACAUGAAUCUUUAUUGAUUGAUCGUAAAGAUUAUCGUUUAACACGUGUUGAAAAGCGUAUGGCUCGUCAACGUUAUGAACAAGAGAAACGAUUAAGUAUGAGUUAUCAACAGGCUCAUUUAUUUCAACUACAACAGAUGCAAAUAAUACAACGGCAACAACAACAACUUUUAGCCGCUGGAAUAAAUCCUGCUCUAGUGGAUACAACUCGACUGUACAAUCCCCGUACACCUAAUAUCCUAUCCCGAAGUACUAUCAACUAUCGACCCACUUAUACUAGUGGAAUGGCAGCGUUGGAUGCUAUGCGUCAAGUUGAUCGACAAGCACGUCUACGAAUGUUACAAAAAGAUUUAGAUGAAGCACGUAGACGUUGUGGUUAUGCAAAAUCUGAUGGACUUAAUAAAAUAACUGAAUCACCUGACUGUAAAGUGACAAGGAUUGUAGCCAAUACAGAUUUAUUUUUCCCAUCAACAACUAACUCAACUACUACACAACGUAAAAUUCCUAAAGGUGAAGUACUUGAAGUAAUACAAACACCAAAGGCGAAAUAUUUACGUAUUAGUCGAACAGGUGAUUUGUUCAUUGUCAAGACGAGUGGAUCAAGUAAAUCAUCUACUGAAGAAAGUAGUAGUCUUCUUGAUGAUGGUCAAGAGAAGUGUACUUCCAGUUCUGAAAAUCAUUUAGAGUCAAGUAGUGUGAUUAGUGUGACUGCUCCUCAAGCAUCGUCGAUUACCACUACUGCCGCUGCUGCUGCUACUACUACUACUACUACUGCACAACCCUCAACAGUCACUAGCAGUGUAGAAAAUGUUAACAACAACACUACUACUCCACCUGGAUUCCCACGUAAUAAUUCUGCUCCAAGCUAUGAUAAACAGCAACAUUCCCAAACACUUCAGAAACCAUCUUACACUUCAACUAAUUCUGAUUCAAAUGUUUCCUUGUAUACUACACAAAACAAAUCGGAAAUUAAUAUACCUAACCAAUCAGUUAAAUACGGUAAUAGUCAACCUUUUAAUUACUCUCAAAAUUAUAACCAAUCGAAUGGAAAUAAUUUGCAACCAUCUCCUAGUGUAACAGAUCCCUCUUCAAGCGGUAGGUCAGUUUAUUCUGAAGAUUUGCGUUUCCUGUCAGCUAAUACAUCUCCGAAACGUGCUCAUUCAUCCAAUGAAUCGUUUGCCUGCGAUUUGGGUGUUAAAGAGUCUCGUCUAUCGUAUAAAACAGAUUCGUUGACUUAUCAAAAUCAGAUGGUAAAUCGACGUGAUAGUACAAAAGAAGAUCAUGGGAAUGGAAGUAUUACCUAUCCUAAUCAUACAUUUUCAUCUCAGGAUCCUUUUCGUGUACAUGUUCAGCGUAAUCAACAGGCUGAAUUGUCUUGGCCAUGUUCAACUUGUGGACGAACAGUUGCUACAGGUUGUACUUGUCGUUUAAAUCCUUCAAAUGUCAACACACCUAUGAGAACCACUGUCUCUAGUUCUUCAUCAGCUAAUGAUCCCAGUAUACAAUCUUCUCGAUUCAGGUCUUUCCCUGAUUGUAAUACUCAUCAGGAGUCUUUUCAAUCGAAUCACAUCAAUAAGAAAAAUUAUCCUCCAUCUACCAAUUAUCAGCCUACUGUUAGUGUACCUUAUUAUCAGUCUCCUCAGAAUGUUUCUGUGUCGUCAUCAUCAUCGCCAUCUGCACAUCGACAGUUGCAGCAACAACAUCAGUAUUUACGUGCAGCUGAAGAUAUUGCACGUCAGUCAGCCUUGUCAGUGGCUUCUAACAACAACAGUAAUAAUAAUAAUAAUACAGCUAAUUCCUAUCAAUCUGUCUAUCAGAAUCGAUUGAAUAGUGGAAAUAACAACAGUACUGCCAACAGUAAUCCACAACAUCUCAAUCUAUCUGGCCAUCAUCCUAAUAGUCUUCAAAGUCAUGUAUCUAUGAUGCAAGAUUAUUUUUCUCAGUUAACAAAUCAACGUCCACAAUUAUCUUCAUCAUCUUCAUUCGAUAUUCAACGUUCUCCAUUUGGUGAACAACCAUCACAUGCUGUAGCUGCAGCAAUGCAACAAUAUUUAGCGCAUAGCAAUCAAAAUCAUGUACAUACUACCGGUCUGAACACUAACAAUUCCUCUCAUACUAAUCAUACAAACAAUAACCAAACUAAUCAAGAGAGUAAUAUGGCUAAUUUGAGGCCAUCAUCAUUCAAUCCAGCUGUGCAUUAUCAACAAUUUCAAUUGGCUGCCGCUGCAAAAGAACAACAACAACGGCAGCAUCAACAACAACAACUUUUGGAGCAACAACAACGUUUACAGAGUCAGAAUGUUAGUGGUCAUGUUGAACGAAGUGCACCACCUGCUGUCGCCGCGGCGGCGGCCGCUGCUGCAGCAGCAGCUGCUGUUCCCUCUUCUUCAGUGUUCAAUCAUUUACAUUCACAAGCCUUUCCUAAUUUUCAUUUUCCACAAUUUUAA
This is a messenger RNA of Heterobilharzia americana, 6120 nucleotides long. Lineage: Eukaryota; Metazoa; Platyhelminthes; Trematoda; Strigeidida; Schistosomatidae. The record is from the annotation of a GenBank genome assembly.